AAUAAUGGUGGGGUGUAGUGGAGAUCCCUCGGGACACUACAAAAUCCCGUUGUCGUUUGUUCCUCUCCCUGGAACGUGAAUAGAUGAAUGCCUUCUUCUUUCUUACAGAUGGAGGGGGGAGAGAGAGAGGAGGAGGACGAGGAGGAGGGAGUUGUGAGCUGCUCGAUCACAUGGGUGAGCCCAUCUGCUGUCCUAUUAAAGCAGUGGCACGCCUGGGCCUAACGGGAACUCGCAACAGAGAAGAGCAGCAACGAGACCUAAAACCCACAGUCUCUUUCUCUCUCUCUCUCUCUCUCUCUCGCUCUCUCUUUCUUCUCUUUUACUCAUGAGAUCACAUGGUGAGCGUUGUCGCUUUCCUGUGGGAGUUCCUUUCUUUUGAGGUAGAGGAGGGAGGCUGCUUUGAACAGUUGGGAGAGGCACAGCGGGCACAAACAAAAAACUAAAGGCAAAGUAAAGAAAAGAGAGGCGAGUGGCAGUCGCAAGGAUUCUUCUCCUGCCCCUCGGUUGCCUCGUUUCUCUCGCUUACUCCUGCAUCGGGAUUCCUGCUCCCUUCCUCUUCCUACUACCACCACUACUACUUAUAUGCUCUGUUUCUUGGGUAAAUUUUGCUCACCCUACUCUUUGAGUUAGUGUUGCUUUGAUCAUAAGCACACCCUUCUCGCUUCUUCUUCUUCUUCUCUCUCUCUCUCUCUCUUGCUUCUGUUGCCUUGAACUUCUAUCGAGAUAUCAUCGGUAUCAGGAGUUGCGGUUGGCAGUGAGGAAGGAAGAUGCUCUGCAAUGGAGAGAAGUUGGGCAUCAGCUCAGGCAAGGAACGGCCACAGGUAGAUGAUGGGUGAAAGACCUAUGACCACUGCUAAGAGCUGCAAUAGUAUCACCACUACAACCACCAUCACCAACAACAACAAUGGUAGCAGUACCAUCACUAACACCGACAACAACGAUAUGGUCCAUGUCAAUUCUACGACUCCCGGUGCUGCUAGGGUUAUGGACAAGCCGUCAGCGCAAGAUCAUCCACAGGCGGCCCUGAGAUGCCCCCGAUGUGACUCCUCCAACACCAAGUUCUGUUACUACAACAAUUAUAGCCUGUCUCAGCCGAGGCACUUCUGCAAGGCGUGCAAGCGAUACUGGACCCGCGGCGGCACGCUCCGGAACGUCCCCGUCGGCGGCGGGUGCCGCAAAAACAAGCGCGCCAAGAAGCCGGCAGCCGCUCCCAUGGUGCCGCCGGGUAAUCCGCACCCCCGCCCCCUUUUUCCGCCGGAUCCGAUCGCUUGUUUGUCGGCGCAGAGAUCUUCCUCUUCCCAACUCGACGCCGCCGCGAUUUACGCCCUGCAAGCGGCGGCUUCAUCUUCGGACAUGAGCCUCACGUUGCCAAUUAUCGCGAACAGCAUCCACUUCCCGUCUUGCGCUUCUGCCUUCGAUCUGCAGCCUCAUCUCGGCGCACUUGGUCUCGGGCUGUCGUCCGACCCGCUGCUCGAAAACGAGUACCAUCUCGGGGAGCUUCAGCCAUUAGCGCCGAUGAGCUCAGCCGCGAUUUCACUCUUGAACGACUAUCCAAUCUUUGGUUCAUCUCUGUCAUCUGCAUCGCUUCUAGUAUCGGGCAUUAAACGGCCCAAGCAAGUGGAGGACCAUCAAGUCUUGUUGCCGCUUGAUGAACUGCAAACCUCUGGCGGGAUGAGCGAGAGCAUUAAUGGGAUGAUGAAGGAAGUGAAAUUAGAAGGGCAGACCAAUCACAUGGUGAACGACAACAUCAACAGCUGCAUAGAUUGGCAGAUUCCACCGGAGAAUUCUUUGGAUGAUUACGGUCCAGCUGCAGCAGUGUACUGGAAUGCUGCCAUCAGCGGCGGCGCCGGUUGGCCAGACGGCACAAACUGCGGGUGGGUCGUCGGUCACACCUCUGAUCUAGUCCGAAUGGAUAAUUAGUACCGUCUCUCAACUUUGCUCAUCGUUCAUACUUGCUGCUUCUCUCAAUUACCAGUAGUAGUAGUGGGCUAUAACUAUAUUUCAUGUUCGUCGUGAUGGGGGCAACGCGAGCGGAUCACCGGAGGGAAUGCGGAUCGGAGAGUUCCUGUCGGACGCAAACGUCUCAAGCCCCUUGUGUUUUUUCAGUCAUUGUGGCAUCAAGAAGACCGUUUGCUCCGAGAGGAACCUCGGAUCCAUUCGGCUUAAUCGGUAACAUGCAUUAUCCAUCUCCGAUCGUACUCGGAUGAUGUUUAUCCUUGUGAAUUGGGAAGGAAGAGGAAGAAGACUUCUGUAGAGGUGCUGGAGGAGUGAGCUGGUUUUGCAUGUGUCUACAUGGCAGGCAUGGCAUACCAUCUUCUUCUAAUGUACUGGUUACUGAGUGGUUGGUCUUUCAUCAUAGCUUCUUCUUCUUCUUCGUCUUCUUCUUCUUCUUCUUCUUCUUCUUCAUCAGUAAAUGUGAUCUCAGUUGGUGCAGAAGCCAAUUAACAAUCAAGUCCUUUUCUUCUUCUUCUUCUUCUUCAUUUUCUUCUUCUUCUUCUACUGUUUUCUCUUUUCUCUUUUCUUUGGUGUACUUGCAGAAAAGAUUUAGUACAAUAAUCUUCUGGAGUGGGUCUUUAUUUCACUUUUAUGAGUGGUUUUUAGGGUUUGCCUUUUUUGGGCUUUCUUCCAUUGUAACAGGUGUAUCGAUAACCUUUGCGAAUCUCUCUCUCUCUCUCUCUCUCUCUCUCUCUCUCUCUCUCUCUCCUUGACUGUAUUGACAAUGGACUGAGUGGUUUUAUUUGUUCUGAUGAUUAUGUUCAGAAGUGCAAUGACUGUCUUUCUCAGCAGUAUUCUAGCUA
Messenger RNA from Musa acuminata AAA Group (dessert banana), 2798 nucleotides. RefSeq names its product dof zinc finger protein DOF1.4-like. Lineage: Eukaryota; Viridiplantae; Streptophyta; Magnoliopsida; Zingiberales; Musaceae. Gene Ontology annotation, molecular function: DNA-binding transcription factor activity; DNA binding. The record is from RefSeq and is a predicted model, not a curated record. Gene Ontology annotation, biological process: regulation of DNA-templated transcription. The transcript has 2 exons. The coding region runs from base 826 to 1920 and encodes 364 amino acids.